Messenger RNA from Pyrenophora tritici-repentis Pt-1C-BFP, 1255 nucleotides. Its product is annotated as AIM24 domain containing protein. Gene Ontology annotation, biological process: inner mitochondrial membrane organization. The record is from RefSeq and is a predicted model, not a curated record. Lineage: Eukaryota; Fungi; Ascomycota; Dothideomycetes; Pleosporales; Pleosporaceae. Gene Ontology annotation, cellular component: mitochondrial inner membrane.
AACCACGCGCCAAUUGAACGGCACAGCCAUGCUACGACCGGCUGCCUCGCCCUGGGCUUCCUUGUACCAUACCCGGCCUGUUGCUGUACGGCGGAUACCAAUUGCUGCGCGAUGCAUCAACAUAUCCACCACAAAUUCGUCUGCUGAGCCGGCGCUGCAGCAGGCUGUGAAUGUUGAGGGCACGGCCACGCCUAUGCAUACUCCAGACGCCCGCUUCGACGUCAUCGGCACACCCUUUUCACUCCUCUCCGUCUCCCUGUCCGCUUCACAAACGCUCUACACCCGCCGCGGAACUCUGGUUGGCCUCAGCGGGAAAUCAGAAAACACACUAUCCACACUCUCGUUCCUUGAGCCCUUCCGAAGAGCACCAGUCGGUAUCCCCUUUCUCUACCAGAAAGUGUCGUCCACCAGCCCCGUCACAGCCCUCAUAUCGACUAAAUCACCCAUAUCAAGUAUAGUCUCGGUCAACUUGGACGGAAGAGAUGACUGGAUUGUUAGCCAAAGAAAUGCUUUGCUCGCGUGGACGGGCCACACGUUGAGCCUCAAGCCCCAGUACAAUGUGAAGCUGGGCCUGGCCAAUUGGGGCAACACAUACAUCACUGGUCGAGGGCUGCUAGCACUUGCUGGCAGUGGGCAGAUAUAUCAGGUGCAAGUCAAGGCUGGCGAGACCUACGUCGCCCAUCCAAGCAAUGUGGUCGCAUACACGGCCUCCAACACACCACCGAUUCCUUUCCGCUUCAAGUCUUCCAAUAUCCGCUUCCAGGUCCCACAUCUCGGUCUCGGUUCGUUGAUUGAGAGCAGCAGAUUCUUUAGGACCAUGAGCCAGACGGCGACAUGGCGGACCCUAGCCACGGCGUUCCACACUCUCAAGACAUGGCUGCGGAGGACAGUAUGGGGUGACAGGCUCUUCCUGCGAUUCCAAGGCCCAGCCACCAUGCUCCUCCAGUCACGGGCUUCACGCAUCAGCGACGUUCUCACCCUGAGGGACGUGGACGAGAUUGCUGAUAGUCCGCCAGGCGCGGUUCUGGACGCUGUUGAGAGGAAAAUCAAGGACGAGAUCAAGUCGAUUGGAGAGGGCACAAAGGCACCUAUACCCAACACAGAUGCCUCGGGCACUAUCAGGUAUGCCACCAUUAAGGAGGGCAAGGCCGAGUUUGAGAAACCGGCGGUUAAGUAGCUAGCAAGUGAAAAGCCUUGAGUUUAGCUUUCAAUAUAAAGUUAACAUGGUUGGCAAGCGAGUCGGCCACCCCACCAA